Spirodela intermedia is the source of this 8802-nucleotide messenger RNA. Lineage: Eukaryota; Viridiplantae; Streptophyta; Magnoliopsida; Alismatales; Araceae. The record is from the annotation of a GenBank genome assembly.
AUGAAUAUUAAUUUUCUCACAAGUAUUGUGAAAAUUUCAUGUGGAGAUAAAUCAGUAGAAAUUAAAAUUUUUGAAGUAUCAAAUGAUCUUAAGAAAUCUCAAGUAUACGAUUGUUAUAUCGUAGAUCUUUUAAAUGAUUUUGAUGAUCUAGAUGUUAUUGAUGACUAUGUUGGAAGAAUUAGAGGAGAAAAGAAAGAAGAAGAUCAUCUAAAUUUAGAGUUGAAACCUCUUCCCUCUAGUUUUAAAUAUUUGUUUUUUGGAGGAAAAUAAUUCAUUUCCUAUCAUUAUUGCAGCUGUUUAAGUGAUCAAUAAGAAGAAGAAUUAUUAGAUGUACUUCAAAAAAAUAAGAAGACUAUUGGUUAGAAAAUGGAUGAUCUUAGGGGCAUUGACAUGAGUGUAUGCAUGCAUAGUAUAUAUCUAGAGGAGGGGGCUAGAACUAGCAAGGAACUAUAACGAAGAUUAAAUCCUAACAUGAUGGAAAUUGUAAAAAAAGAAAUUUUAAAGUGGCUGGCUGCUAAAAUUAUUUAUCCUAUUUCACAUAACAAAUAGGUUAAUCCUACACAAGUGGUGCCAAAAAAAUAAGAGAUCAGAAUUAUAAAAAACGAAAAUGAGGAUGAAAUACAAACAAGGUUAAUUACUUUUUGGAGGGUUUGCAUUGAUUAUAAAAAUUAAAUUCAGUUACUAUAAAAUAUUAUUUUCUCCUACCGUUUAUUGAUCAAAUUCUAGAAAAAUUAGUUGGAAUUUUUUUUUUUAAUUUUUUGGAUGAAUACUCUAGUUAUAAGCAAAUUUAUAUAAACCCUUUAGAUCAAGAAAAAAUAACUUUCAUGUGUCCAUUUGGUACUUUUCCUUUUAAAUGCAUGCCUUUUGGUCUACAUAAUGCUUCAGCCACAUUUCAAAGAUGUAUGUUGUCUAUUUUUUCUAAUAUGACUAGAAAAGGUAUGAAAACUUUUAUGGACGAUUUUCUAUUUUUGGUGAAUCAUUUGAUGAAUGUUAAAUCAUUUACAGCAUGUACUUGAGAUAUGUAUAGAGAAAAAAUUAGUUUUGAGUUGGAAGAAAUCACAUUUUAGGAUUAGAAAGGGAGUUGUGUUAGGUCAUACUAUGAGUGAAAAGGGUUUAGAGGUAGAUAAAGUAAAAGUUGAUAUUGUAUCUAAAAUGAAACCUUGAAAUUCAGUAAAAUAGAUUAGAUCUUUCUUGCAUCAUGUAAGUUAUUAUAGAAGUUUUAUUCAAGAUUUUUCAAAAUUUUCUAAGCCUCUCAUCAUGUUAUUAUCUAAAUAUGUGCCUUUUAAUUUUGAUGAGAAAUGUUUUGAAUCUUUUUCUGAAAUAAAAAGAUUACUGACUAAGGGACCCAUUUUACAAACUCCUGAUUGGUCCCUUCUCUUUGAAAUAAUGUGUGAUGCAUCGAAUUAUGUAGUGGGAGUCAUUCUAGGAUAAAGAAAAGAGUGAAAACCUAAAGUAAUUUCAUAUGCUAGUAAAACUAUAUUCGAUGCUCCAUUAAAUUAUAUCACGACUGAAAGGAAUUAUUAGCUAUAGUAUUUUCAUUAGAAAGAUUUAGAUCAUAUAUUUUGAGAGCUAAAAUUAUUAUUUAUACUAAUCAUGUAGUAUUAAAAUAUUUUUUAAAUAAGAAAGAUGCAAAACCAUAUUUUUUAAGAUUGAUUUUAUUAUUAUAGGAAUUUGAUUUAGAAAUAAAAGAUAAAAAUGGUUCCAAGAAUGUUGUUAUUGACCAUCUUUCUAGAUUGAGUGAUAUAAGAAUAAAUGUAGUACCUUUACAAGAUGCAUUUCCAAAUGAACAAUUGAUGACAGCACAACAUCAACCAUCACUAUGGUAUGCACAUAUUAUUAAUUUUUUAGUUUCUAGAAAAAUUCCAAAAUAAUAGGAUAAGAAUAAAAAACACCAUUUCUUUUCUAGGAUUAUAAAUUAUUUUUGGCAUGAUCCUGAUUUAUAUUACUUAGGCAAUGAUCAAAUUUUAAGGAGAUGUGUUUGUGAAGAAGAAUAUCAUAGCAUUCUGAUAAGUCUUCAUUAUCAUGAGUUAAUAAUUAGUAAAUAAUAUAGUUUUAGCCUUAACUCAUGAUAAAUAGACUUAUAUUUGUGUUAAAGUGUGAAAAGUGGUUUUUAGUUGAUUAAUGUGAUUGUUUGGGUAAUUAUGUGAUUUUAUACGAAUUUAUAUGAUUUUUACAGUCUUACCUUUGAGAUAAAUGAAGAAAAAGAAAUAAAACUAAAAUAUUGUAAAACGGGGGGACUUGCAAGUGGGUCGGAAGCUCAGUCAAGGAGUAGCCGCGAGCAGGGGCUCGAGCGGCUUGGACCGAUAGGGGCACGUUUGCACCACUCUCCUUCCACGUCACUAGUGGCCUGCCGAUUGUGGGGCAAGGAGUGGUCGUACAUGCGAGAGAAGUGACUUUGCUUAGAAAGCUAACAUUACUAUAUAUUCGUCCAAAAAAUCGGCACAUGACGUGACUCAGUCGUUGUAUGUUAAAUCACGCAAAUUUAAAAUUUAUAAAACUAGAAAAUACGAAUUUUCGGAUAUUUAGAAGUAUUUCAAAAUAAAUAGAUCAAUUAUAAUUCAAUAAAAAUCUCAAAAAUAGUGGUAAUUUUCCAGGUCGAUCACAGGGAUGUAAUAUAAUAUCUGGUAAUUAUUCAGAAUUUUUCUCAAUGAGUACGAUUUUCUUACGGAUUUUAUACUAUGAAAUAAAAAGGAAAUAUAUUUAAAAUUCACAAAAAAAAGAGGAAAUAAGGGUGCGGACGUCAGGAUGACGUCAGCGCCCGGCGAACGCGAAUCAGGCGGAAACAGAGUUCCGCCCGGCGAUUCUUACGUAGGCGAUUACAGACGACUCAAUUAAUCAAAUUAAGAUCUGUAAAAGCCGGAAGAAUCGUAAUUGAACGAAGUAUAGUUUGGUAAAUUAAAAUCAACAAAGUAUCACUAAAUGAAGCGUAAAUUAAAUUGAAAGCAGGAAAACAGAGUUCGGCGUCGCGACGACGAUGCGUCGGCGAUGCACCGGAAUCCUGAGCGUUCGGGAGGAUCGUCGUGCAGUGUCCACGGCCUCGAAGGCUCUCCUUGGACAAAGACGACGUGGGCAAUCUCUAGAUCUUCUCGCGAAGUCUAGAGACCAAUGAAGUGGGUCGUCGAAUCGUCUCCGGCGGCUGUCACCCGGCGGAGCGGAAAAACGGCGACUUUGCGGCUCUCCGGCGGCUGUCACCCGACGGAGAGGGGCUGGAUGGAGGUGAGGCGCGUGUUAGGGAGCUUCAUCCUCAGGUCCGCGCAGCAAGAGGAGGCUCUUCAUCGCAUCUGGUACACUCUCAGGAGGUGGCGACUGGUCUCCCGGCGGAUCGUCCUCUUCCCGACGACGGCUUGUUCGUCGAUCAAUCGGAGAUGAUUUACUCGAUGGAUUGCGAUCCUUUUAUCGCGAAUCGUUCAGAAAUUUUAGUAGCAAUGCUCCGCGAAUCGCGUUGACGAGAUUUUCGCCGAUGAUCCAGCGAUUCCGGUUGCUUAAUCCUUCACCGGCGAUCUGCAGGAAAGUCGCGAUAAUCAGUUAAAAAUAUAUGAAUUUUGACUCUGGGAGGAUUCGAACCUGCGGCGGUCGCCCGCCCCUGAAGGUUUAGUCCCACAUCGGUUGUACGCGGAUUAUUCGGGCAAAUAUAUAGUAAAGUUAGCUUUGUAGGCAAAGUCCUCUCGCGUGUACGACCACUCCUUGCCCCACAGCCGGCUGACCACCGGUGACGUGGAAGGGGAGUGGCGCACACGUGCCCCUAUCGAUCCAAGCAAGCCGCUCGAGCCCCUGCUCGCGGCUACUCCCCGACUGCGCUUCCGACCCGCUUGCGGGCCCGGCUGGCCGGCGGAUCUCCCCCAUUUUGCAAUAUUUUUAUUUUUAUUUCUUGUUCUUCAUUUAUCUCAAAACUAAGACUGUAAAAAUCGUAUAAAAUCACAUAAUUACCCAAAAAUUCACGUUAAUCAACUGAAAACCACUUUUCAUGCUUUAACACAAAUAUAAGUCUAUUUAUCAUGAGUUAAGGCUAAAACUAUAUUAUUUACUAAUUAUUAACUCAUGAUAAUGAAGACUUAUCAGCACACAACCGAUAUGGGACUAAACCCGUGUCACACCUUCCUCAAAAGAGGCGGGCGACCAGCGCAAGUUCGAGUCCUUCUAGAGUCAAAAGUCAUAUAUUUUUAUCUAAUCAUCGUGACUUUCCUACAGAUCGUUGGUGAAAGAUUAAGCAACGAGAAUUGCUAGAUCAUCAAUGAAAAUCUCAUCAACGUGAUUUGCAGAGCAUUGCUACUAAAAUUGUUGAACGAUUCGCGAUAAAAAGAUCUCGAAUCUAUCGAGUAAAUCAUCUCUGAUUGAUUGACAAAUAAGCCGUCGUUGGAAAGAGGAUGAUCCACCAGGAGAGGAGUCACCACCUCUUGAGAGCAUACCAGAUGUGAUGAAGAGCCUCCUCUUGCUACGCAGACUUGAAGAUGAAGCUCCCUAACAUGUGCCCCACCUCCAUCCAACUCCUCUCCAUUGGGUGACAGCCGCCAGAGAGCCGCAAAGUAGUUGUUUUUUCGCUCUGCCUGAUGACAGCUGCCGGAGACGAGUCAACGACCCAUUCCAUUGAUCUCUAGACUUCGAAAGGAGAUCUAGAUGUAAUUGUCUAUAAUUGCUUACAUAAGAAUCGCCAAGCAGAACUCUAUUUCUGCCCAAUUCGUGUUCACUGGGCAUUGAUGUCAUCUUGAUGUCCACACCCUUAUUUCCCUUUUUUCGUGAAUUUUAAAUAUAUUUCCUUUUCAUUUCCUAAUAUAAAAUUUAUAAAAACUCCUAUUUAUUGAAUUUUUUUUUGAAUAACUACUAGAUAUUGUAUUACAUCCCUAUAAUUGACCUAGAAAAUUACCGCUAUUUUUGGAACUUUUAUUGAAUUAUAAUUGAUAUAUUUGUUCAAAAAUACUUCUAAAUAUCUAAAAAUUCAUAUUUUCUAGCUUUAUAAAUUUUAUAUUUGCGUGAUUUAAUAUACAAUGACUAAGUCACGUCAAAUUUUGGCGCCGGGGAUGUAUUGCAUAAUAUUUAGUAUUUUUCUAGUUUUCUCUUAGAGUACAUAAAAAAAAAUUAACUCUUAUUUUAUUUUCUUUUUGCUGAUUUUUUUUUAAGAAAAAGGGAACGAAAAGAAGCAAGGUAAGGACUAGAGCAUACUAAAGGAGGGUAACAAUUAAUAAACUUUUUCUUCAAAUUUAUUGAUUUUUUUUAUACAUGGUUGAAGAUCUUUGCAUCCAAAGCUAGAAAAUCCUUUCAUUAUUUCAUUCAAGACUAAAAAUCUGAAAGAAAAAUUAAUUUUGAUGCAUCCUGAAGGAAGUACAGGUCAAACUGAGAACAAUUCUACGGCCAUGAAAAAUUAUUACAUCCUUGAUUCAUUUCAAAGAGCAUCAAAUAUUAUAUCCCUGUUAAAUUUGAAAUAAAUCUUAGAAUUUUUCAAAUGCUCUUUAAUUUUCAUGGAUUGCCUUUAGAGGAACCUCAUCAGCACUUAGAAAAAUUUCAUAUGGUCUGUGAUUUAGUUAAUCUCUUCAAGUUACACCAGAAAUUAUUAAGAUGAAAUUAUUUCCUCAUACACUUAGGGACAAAGCUAGCCAUUGGUUAUCCACAUUAGAUAGAGAAUUAACUAGCUGGAAAGAUGUAGAAUAGGCCUUUCUUCGAAAAUUUUAUCUCUUAGAAAAAACCCAAAAUAUGAGAAAACAUAUAUAGAGUUUUUCUUAAAGACUAGAAGAAAAUUUACAUGAGACAUGAGAAACAUUCAAAGAUGUACUUAGAAAGUGUCUUCAUCAUGCUAUACUCAAGUGGUAGUUUAAUAAAAAUUUUUAUGAUAGAUUAUUAGAACAACAUAGAAAUAUGGUUGAUUCUAUAUGUGGAGGAGCUUUUAUGGAGAAAACUCCUACUAAGAUUUACAAUCUUUAUGAGAAUUUAAGUGAAAAUUCUAGAGAUCAAGCCUCUUUUGAAUUAUAUGACAAUGAUAAGAAGAGAGGAAUUUAUGAAUUGCAUCAUGAUGAUGAUUCUAAACUUAGAAAUGAGGUUAAUUAGAUUAAUCAAAGAUUAAAAAAACUUGAUUUACUUAUUGACAAUACUAGAAAGCUUUUUAACCCUCAAUUUAAUUCAAAUAUUACAUGUCCUAUGUAUGGUGAGAACGAUUAUUCUGAAUUUUAAUGUUAUAAUUUAGAUCAAUCAUUUUACCCUAAGCAAGAACAAGUGCAAGUAGCUCACGGUUUUAAUAGAAAUAGGGAACCUUUUUCAAAUUCUUAUAAUCCUAAUUGGAGAAAUAAAUUUUCAUAGAGAGAUCCAAAUAAUAUUAAAAAUUCAAAAGCACUUAGACCCAAUUCAAACUCUGAAUUUCGUCCAAAACAAGAAAAUAGAUUUUAGAAAAAUCAGCCCUCUCAAAUCCAACUUGAUACUAUGGAAAUGAUGCAGCAAAUGAGCCAAAUGAUGCAACAAACUAUGAAUCAAAUGAUGCAGCACCAAAAACAAAUUAUAGAGGCCCUUGAGAAUAAGAGAGAAGAGAGACAGCUACCUAGUCAGCCAAUAGAAAAUCUAGAGAAUCGCCCAACAAUAGGAUUUUAGCAAGGGGAGUCUAGUAGCAUGAAAUUAAGAAAAAACUUGCGAAAUGAAAAUGUUAGGACAGUGAAUGCAUUAAGGAGUAGUAAGAUUUUACUUGAUCUUUAUCCCCAAACAUUAGAAGAAAAAGAAAACGUGGACAACCCAAAACAAAAUCAAAUAGGAGUAGAAGAUGAUUUUAUAGAUUCUACCAAGAAAAUUUCGAAAGAGAAGACAAUCAUUCCAUUUCCUAAAGUUUUAGAGCCUAGACAAAGAAAGAAAAAGGAACACAAUGAAGAAAUAAAGAAAAUUUUACAAGAUGUGCAAAUUAGUUUUCCUUUACUCACUACUAUUGAACAUAUUCUUGAAUAUGCUAGAGUUUUGAAAGAAAUGUGUACACCAAAAAGGGCACCUAGAGUAGAAAAAUUAUCUAUGCAUGCUAGUGCAUUAUUAUUAAAUCAAUUACCAUAUAAAUUGAGAGAUAUAGGUGCCCCUUUAAUUUCAUGUGAUAUUAGUAGAUCUAUUUUCCAGAAUACAUUACUUGACACCGGUGCUAGUAUUAAUUUAUUACUUGCAAGUAUUUGUGAUAAAUUUAAUAUUUUUGAUCUUAAACUUUCUACUGUUACCUUAUAAUUUGCUGAUAGAUCAAUAAAACAUCCUAAAGAUAUUUUAAAAAAUGUGAUAGUAAUAGUUAAAGGGUGUAAAUUUCUAGCUGAUUUUGUAUUGUUAGAAAUAAAUUUUAAUGGACAGUUUUAUGAUAGACCAAUUAUCUUAGGGAGACCAUUUUUGCAUAUAGUAAAGAUGAAUAUUGAUUUUCCUACAAGUAUUGUGAAAAUUUCAUGUGGAGAUCAAUCAGUAGAAAUUAAAAUUUUUGAGGUACCAAAUGAUCUUAAGAAAUCACAAGUAUAUAAUUGUCAUACCAUAGAUCUUCUAGAUGAUUUUGAUGAUUCAGAUGUUAUUGAUCACUAUGUGCUGGAAGAAUUAGAGGAAAUAGAGAAUAUAAAUUUGAGAGAAAAGAAAGAGGACAAUCAUCUGAAUUUAGAGUUGAAACCUCUUCCCUCUAGUUUAAAAUAUAUGUUUUUGGAGAAAAAUAAUUCAUUUCCUAUUAUUAUUGCAACUGAUUUGAGUGAUGAUCAGGAAGAAAAAUUAUUAGAUGUACUUCGAAAAAAUAAGAAGGCCAUAGGCUGGAAAAUAGAUGAUCUAAGAGGCAUUGAUAUGAGUGUAUGCAUGCAUAAUAUAUAUCUAGAGGAGGGGGCUAGAACUAGUAGGGAACCACAACGAAGAUUAAAUCCUAACAUGAUGGAAAUUGUAAAAAAAGAAAUUUUAAAGUGGCUGGCUGCUGAUAUUAUUUAUCUUAUUUUAGAUAGCAAAUGGGUUAGUCCUACACAAAUAGUGCCAAAAAAAUAAAGGAUCACGAUUAUAAAAAACAAAAAUGGGGAUGAAAUACAAACAAGAUUAACUACCGGUUGGAGGGUUUGUAUUGAUUAUAGAAAAUUAAAUUCAGUUACUAGAAAAGAUCAUUUUCCCCUACCAUUUACUGAUCAAAUUCUAGAAAACUUAGCUAGAAAAAACUUUUUUUAUUUUCUAGAUGGAUACUCUGGUUAUAAUCAAAUUUAUAUAAACCCUUUAGAUCAAGAAAAAAUAACUUUCACUUGUCCAUUUGGUACUUUUGCUUUUAAAUGCAUGCCUUUUGACCAGUGUAAUGCUCUAGCCACAUUUCAAAGAUGUAUACUGUUUAUUUUUUUUGAUAUGAUUAGAAAAUAUAUGAAAAUUUUUUUGGACGAUUUUUCUAUUUUUGGUGAAUCAUUUGAUGAAUACUUAAAUCAUUUACAGCAUGUACUUGAGAAAUGCAUAGAGAAAAAGUUAGUUUUGAGUUGGGAGAAAUCACAUUUUAUGGUUAGAGAGGGAGUUGUGUUGGGUCAUAUUGUGAGUGAAAGGGGUUUAGACGUGGAUAGAGUAAAAAUUGAUAUUAUAUCUAAAAUGAAACCUCCAAAUUUAAAAAAACAGAUUAAAUCUUUCUUGGGUCAUGUAGGUUAUUACAGAAAAUUUAUUCAAGAUUUUUCAAAAAUUUCUAAACCUCUCAGCAUGCUAUUAUCUAAAGAUGUGCCUUUUAAUUUUGAUGAGAAAUGUUUUGAAUCUUUCUCCAAAAUAAAAAGAUUACUUAUUGAGGCACCUAUUUUACAAGCUCCUGAUUGGUCCCUCCCUUUUAAAAUAAUGUUUGAUGCAUCAAAUUAUGCAGUGGGGGCUGUUCUAGGAUAA